AGCAGCCGGGCCCGAUCACCCGCCGCCGCCGCCGCCGCCGCCGCCGUCGCCGCCAGCAGCCGGGCCCGAUCACCCGCCGCCCGAUCACCCGCCGCCGUCUGCGCCACCGGCAUGGCGUUCAGGGGCUUCUGCAGCGCCGAUGGCUCCGACCCGCUCUCGGACUGGAAUGUCACGUGGAAUACCAGCAACCCGGACUUCACCAAGUGCUUCCUCGUGUGGGUGCCUUGUUUUUACCUCUGGGCCUGUUUCCCCUUCUACUUCCUCUAUCUCUCCCGACAUGACCGAGGCUACAUUCAGAUGACACCUCUCAACAAAACCAAAACUGCCUUGGGAUUUUUGCUGUGGAUCGUGUGCUGGGCAGACCUCUUCUACUCUUUCUGGGAAAGAAGUCGGGGCAUAUUCCUGGCCCCAGUGUUUCUGGUCAGCCCAACUCUCUUGGGCAUCACCAUGCUGCUUGCUACCUUUUUAAUUCAGCUGGAGAGGAGGAAGGGAGUUCAGUCUUCAGGUAUCAUGCUCACUUUCUGGCUGGUAGCCCUAGUGUGUGCCCUAGCCAUCCUGAGAUCCAAAAUUAUGACAGCCUUAAAAGAGGCAGCGGUGAGCAGUGAGACUACCCGUGAUGGAGCCGGCUUUCUGCCAUUACGUCCCGGGGGGAGCUGGGAGCCUGCGAUGUCCCUGUGGCUGAGUGGGUUUCUGCCACCUGCUCUCAGAAGGAUGCCCAGGUGGACCUGUUUCGUGACAUCACUUUCUACGUCUACUUUUCCCUCUUACUCAUUCAGCUCGUCUUGUCCUGUUUCUCAGAUCGCUCACGCCUGUUCUCGGAAACUAUCCACGACCCUGUUGAUUGUCCGGGGCUACCGCCAGCCCCUGGAGGGCAGUGACCUCUGGUCUUUAAACAAGGAGGACACGUCGGAACAAGUCGUGCCUGUUUUGGUAAAGAAGUGGAAGAAGGAAUGCGCCAAGACUAGGAAAGAUGAUAUCUCGCCAUGUUGCCCAGGCUGUUCUCAAGCUCCUGAGCUCAAGCAGUCCACCUACCUUGGCCACCCAAAGUGCUGGGAUUACAGGCGUGAGCCACUGUGCCUGACUGGAGCCUCCAUUUUUCAUCCAGAGCAUUUUCUGAGAAUUCAGCAGCCGGUGAAGGUCGUGUACUCCUCCAAGGAUCCUGCCCAGCCGAAAGAGAGUUCCAAGGUGGAUGCGAAUGAGGAGGUGGAGGCUUUGAUUGUCAAGUCCCCACAGAAGGAGUGGAACCCCUCUCUGUUUAAGGUGUUAUACAAGACCUUUGGGCCCUACUUCCUCAUGAGCUUCUUCUUUAAGGCCAUCCACGACCUGAUGAUGUUUUCCGGGCCGCAGAUCUUAAAGUUGCUCAUCAAGUUCGUGAACGACACGAAGGCCCCAGACUGGCAGGGCUACUUCUACACCGUGCUGCUGUUUGUCACUGCCUGCCUGCAGACCCUCGUGCUGCACCAGUACUUCCACAUCUGCUUUGUCAGUGGCAUGAGGAUCAAGACCGCUGUCAUUGGGGCUGUCUAUCGGAAGGCCCUGGUGAUCACCAGUUCAGCCAGAAAAUCCUCCACGGUCGGGGAGAUUGUCAACCUCAUGUCUGUGGACGCUCAGAGGUUCGUGGACUUGGCCACAUACAUCAACAUGAUCUGGUCAGCCCCCCUGCAAGUCAUCGUUGCUCUCUACCUCCUGUGGCUGAACCUGGGCCCCUCCGUCCUGGCUGGAGUGGCGGUGAUGGUCCUCAUGGUGCCCGUCAAUGCUGUGAUGGCGAUGAAGACCAAGACGUAUCAGGUGGCCCACAUGAAGAGCAAAGACAAUCGGAUCAAGCUGAUGAACGAAAUUCUCAAUGGGAUCAAAGUGCUAAAGCUUUAUGCCUGGGAGCUGGCAUUCAAGGACAAGGUGCUGGCCAUCAGGCAGGAGGAGCUGAAGGUGCUGAAGAAGUCUGCCUACCUGUCAGCCGUGGGCACCUUCACCUGGGUCUGCAUGCCCUUCCUGGUGGCCCUGUGCACGUUUGCCGUCUAUGUGACCAUUGACGAGAACAACAUCCUGGAUGCCCAGACAGCCUUCGUGUCUUUGGCCUUGUUCAACAUCCUCCGGUUUCCCCUGAACAUUCUUCCGAUGGUCAUCAGCAGCAUCGUGCAGGAGCUGGAACCUGACAGCAUCGAGCGACGGCCUGUCAAAGACGGCGGGGGCACGAACAGCAUCACCGUGAGGAAUGCCACAUUCACCUGGGCCAGGAGCGACCCACCCACACUGAAUGGCAUCACCUUCUCCAUCCCCGAAGGUGCUUUGGUGGCCGUGGUGGGCCAGGUGGGCUGCGGAAAGUCGUCCCUGCUCUCAGCCCUCUUGGCUGAGAUGGACAAAGUGGAGGGGCACGUGGCUAUCAAGGGCUCCGUGGCCUAUGUGCCACAGCAGGCCUGGAUUCAGAAUGAUUCUCUCCGAGAAAACAUCCUUUUUGGAUGUCAGCUGGAGGAACCAUAUUACAGGUCCGUGAUACAGGCCUGUGCCCUCCUCCCAGACCUGGAAAUCCUGCCCAGCGAGGAUCGGACAGAGAUUGGCGAGAAGGGCGUGAACCUGUCUGGGGGCCAGAAGCAGCGCGUGAGCCUGGCCCGGGCCGUGUACUCCAACGCUGACAUUUACCUCUUCGAUGAUCCCCUCUCAGCAGUGGAUGCCCAUGUGGGAAAACACAUCUUUGAAAAUGUGAUUGGCCCCAAGGGGAUGCUGAAAAACAAGACGCGGAUCUUGGUCACGCAGAGCAUGAGCUACUUGCCGCAGGUGGACGUCAUCAUCGUCAUGAGUGGCGGCAAGAUCUCUGAGAUGGGCUCCUACCAGGAGCUGCUGGCCCGAGACGGCGCCUUCGCGGAGUUCCUGCGUACCUAUGCCAGCACAGAGCAGGAGCAGGACGCAGAGGAGAACGUGACCUUGAGGAACCCUGGGAGCUCAGGAAGGAAGGAGCGCCCAGAAGCAGGGACAGGGAGCUGGUUGGGGAGGACCAGAAAUCAGGUUAUCAAUACUCUGGCUGACCAUCAUCAUCGUGGGACUGACUUUGGUGGAAGUCCUUGGUUAGAUAUCAUUAUUGAAUUUCCGAGAAGUUAUAAAGUUGUCAUUAUCCUCUGGACAGUUUACCUUUGGUUGUCUUUCCUGAAGACUAUCUUCCAGUCUGAAAAUGGACAUGAUGGAUCCACAGAUGUACAGCAGAGAGCUUGGAGGUCCAACCGCCGUAGACAGGAAGGAAAUAAAAUUGGCCGGAAAGACGUCAUUACUCUAUGGAGACAUGUGAAAACAAAAGUUAUGCCUAAAAUCCGUAAGAUGAAGGUGACAACGAAAAUCAACCAUCAUGACAAAAUCAGUGGAAAGAGGAAGACCGCCAAAAAACAGAAAAUGUUUCAACGUGCGCAAGAGUUGCGGCGGCGGGCAGAGGACUACCACAAACGCAAAAUCCCCCCUUCUGCAAGAAAGCCUCUUUGCAACUGGCUGUGGAAGUCAGAUGACUUUGGCCAGACCUGGAUCAUGAUUCAGGAACAUGUCAAGUCCUUUUCUUGGGGAAUUGAUCCCUAUGAGAAACCGAAUACCAUCUACAUUGAACGACAUGAACCCUCUGGCUACUCCACUGUUUUCCGAAGUACAGAUUUCUUCCAGUCCCGGGAAAACCAGGAAGUGAUCUUUGAGGAAGUGAGAGAUUUUCAGCUUCGGGACAAGUACAUGUUUCCUACAAAGGUGGUGCAUCUCUUGGGCAGUGAACAGCAGUCUUCUGUCCAGCUCUGGGUCUCCUUUGGCCGGAAGCCCAUGCGAGCAGCCCAGUUUGUCACAAGACAUCCUAUUAAUGAAUAUUACAUCGCAGAUGCCUCCGAGGACCAGGUGUUUGUGUGUGUCAGCCACAGUAACAACCGCACCAAUUUAUACAUCUCAGAGGCAGAGGGCCUGAAGUUCUCCCUGUCCUUGGAGAACGUGCUCUAUUACAGCCCAGGAGGGGCCGGCAGUGACACCUUGGUGAGGUAUUUUGCAAAUGAGCCAUUUGCUGACUUCCACCGAGUGGAAGGAUUGCAAGGAGUCUACAUUGCUACUCUGAUUAAUGGUUCUAUGAAUGAGGAGAACAUGAGAUCGGUCAUCACCUUUGACAAAGGGGGAACCUGGGAGUUUCUUCAGGCUCCAGCCUUCACGGGAUAUGGAGAGAAAAUCAACUGUGAGCUUUCCCAGGGCUGUUCCCUUCAUCUGGCUCAGCGCCUCAGUCAGCUCCUCAACCUCCAGCUCCGGAGAAUGCCCAUCCUGUCCAAGGAGUCGGCUCCAGGCCUCAUCAUCGCCACUGGCUCAGUGGGAAAGAACUUGGCUAGCAAGACAAACGUGUACAUCUCUAGCAGUGCUGGAGCCAGGUGGCGAGAGGCACUUCCUGGACCUCACUACUACACGUGGGGAGACCACGGCGGAAUCAUCACGGCCAUUGCCCAGGGCAUGGAAACCAACGAGCUAAAAUACAGUACCAAUGAAGGGGAGACCUGGAAAACAUUCAUCUUCUCUGAGAAGCCAGUGUUUGUGUAUGGCCUCCUCACAGAACCUGGGGAGAAGAGCACUGUCUUCACCAUCUUUGGCUCGAACAAAGAGAAUGUCCACAGCUGGCUGAUCCUCCAGGUCAAUGCCACGGAUGCCUUGGGAGUUCCCUGCACAGAGAAUGACUACAAGCUGUGGUCACCAUCUCAUGAGCGGGGGAAUGAGUGUUUGCUGGGACACAAGACUGUUUUCAAACGGAGGACCCCCCAUGCCACAUGCUUCAAUGGAGAGGACUUUGACAGGCCGGUGGUCGUGUCCAACUGCCCCUGCACCCGGGAGGACUAUGAAUGUGACUUCGGUUUCAAGAUGAGUGAAGAUUUGUCAUUAGAGGUUUGUGUUCCAGAUCCGGAAUUUUCUGGAAAGUCAUACUCCCCUCCUGUGCCUUGCCCUGUGGGUUCUACUUACAGGAGAACGAGAGGCUACUGGAAGAUUUCUGGGGACACUUGUAGCAGAGGAGAUGUUGAAGCACGACUGGAAGGAGAGCUGGUCCCCUGUCCCCUGGCAGAAGAGAACGAGUUCAUUCUGUAUGCUGUGAGGAAAUCCAUCUACCGCUAUGAUCUGGCCUCGGGAGCCACCGAGCAGUUGCCUCUCACCGGGCUACGGGCAGCAGUGGCCCUGGACUUUGACUAUGAGCACAACUGUUUGUAUUGGUCCGACCUGGCCUUGGACAUCAUCCAGCGCCUCUGUUUGAAUGGAAGCACAGGGCAAGAGGUGAUCAUCAAUUCUGGCCUGGAGACAGUAGACGCUUUGGCUUUUGAACCCCUCAGCCAGCUGCUUUACUGGGUAGAUGCGGGCUUCAAAAAGAUUGAGGUAGCUAAUCCAGAUGGCGACUUCCGACUCACAAUCGUCAAUUCCUCUGUGCUUGAUCGUCCCAGGGCUCUGGUCCUCGUGCCCCAAGAGGGGAGGGGUAAGGUGAUGUUCUGGACAGACUGGGGAGACCUGAAGCCUGGGAUUUAUCGGAGCAAUAUGGAUGGUUCUGCUGCCUAUCGCCUGGUGUCAGAGGAUGUGAAGUGGCCCAGUGGCAUCUCUGUGGACGACCAGUGGAUUUACUGGACGGAUGCCUACCUGGACUGCAUAGAGCGGAUCACGUUCAGUGGCCAGCAGCGCUCCGUUAUUCUGGACAACCUCCCGCACCCCUAUGCCAUUGCUGUCUUUAAGAAUGAAAUCUACCGGGAUGACUGGUCACAGCUCAGCAUAUUCCGAGCUUCCAGAUACAGUGGGUCCCAGAUGGAGAUUCUGGCAAACCAGCUCACGGGGCUCAUGGACAUGAAGAUUUUCUACAAGGGGAAGAACACUGGAAGCAAUGCCUGUGUGCCCAGGCCAUGCAGCCUGCUGUGCCUGCCCAAGGCCAACAACAGUAGAAGCUGCAGGUGUCCAGAGGGCGUGUCCAGCAGUGUGCUUCCAUCAGGGGACCUGAUGUGUGACUGCCCUCAGGGCUAUCAGCUCAAGAACAAUACCUGUGUCAAAGAAGAGAACACCUGUCUUCGCAACCAGUAUCGCUGCAGCAACGGGAACUGUAUCAACAGCAUUUGGUGGUGUGACUUUGACAACGACUGUGGAGACAUGAGCGAUGAGAGAAACUGCCCUACCACCAUCUGUGACCUGGACACCCAGUUUCGUUGCCAGGAAUCUGGGACUUGUAUCCCACUGUCCUAUAAAUGUGACCUUGAGGAUGACUGUGGAGACAACAGUGAUGAAAGUCAUUGUGAAAUGCACCAGUGCCGGAGUGACGAGUACAAUUGCAGUUCCGGCAUGGGCAUCCGCUCCUCCUGGGUAUGUGACGGGGACAACGACUGCAGGGACUGGUCUGACGAAGCCAACUGUACCGCCAUCUCUCACACCUGUGAGGCCUCCAACUUCCAGUGCCGAAACGGGCACUGCAUCCCCCAGCGGUGGGCGUGUGACGGGGAUACGGACUGCCAGGAUGGUUCCGAUGAGGAUCCAGUCAACUGUGAGAAGAAGUGCAAUGGAUUCCGCUGCCCAAAUGGCACUUGCAUCCCAUCCAGCAAACAUUGUGAUGGUCUGCGUGAUUGCUCUGAUGGCUCUGAUGAACAGCACUGCGAGCCCCUCUGUACACACUUCAUGGACUUUGUGUGUAAGAACCGCCAGCAGUGCCUGUUCCACUCCAUGGUCUGUGACGGAAUCAUCCAGUGCCGUGACGGGUCCGAUGAGGAUGUGGCGUUUGCAGGAUGCUCCCAAGAUCCUGAGUUCCACAAGGUAUGUGAUGAGUUCGGUUUCCAGUGUCAGAAUGGAGUGUGCAUCAGUUUGAUUUGGAAGUGCGACGGGAUGGAUGAUUGUGGCGAUUAUUCUGAUGAAGCCAACUGCGAAAACCCCACAGAAGCCCCAAACUGCUCCCGCUACUUCCAGUUUCGGUGUGAGAAUGGCCACUGCAUCCCCAACAGAUGGAAAUGCGACAGGGAGAACGACUGUGGGGACUGGUCUGAUGAGAAGGAUUGUGGAGAUUCACAUAUUCUUCCCUUCUCGACUCCUGGGCCCUCCACGUGUCUGCCCAAUUACUACCGCUGCAGCAGUGGGACCUGCGUGAUGGACACCUGGGUGUGCGACGGGUACCGAGAUUGUGCAGAUGGCUCUGACGAGGAAGCCUGCCCCUCGCUUGCAAACGUCACUGCUGCCUCCACUCCCACCCAACUUGGGCGAUGUGACCGAUUUGAGUUCGAAUGCCACCAACCGAAGAAGUGUAUUCCCAACUGGAAGCGCUGUGACGGCCACCAAGACUGCCAGGAUGGCCGGGACGAGGCCAAUUGCCCCACACACAGCACCUUGACUUGCAUGAGCAGGGAGUUCCAGUGUGAGGAUGGGGAGGCCUGUAUUGUGCUCUCGGAGCGCUGCGAUGGCUUCCUGGACUGCUCGGAUGAGAGCGAUGAAAAGGCCUGCAGUGAUGAGUUGACUGUGUACAAAGUACAGAAUCUUCAGUGGACAGCUGACUUCUCUGGGGAUGUGACUUUGACCUGGAUGAGGCCCAAAAAAAUGCCCUCUGCUUCUUGUGUAUAUAAUGUCUACUACAGGGUGGUUGGAGAGAGCAUAUGGAAGACUCUGGAGACCCACAGCAAUAAGACAAACACUGUAUUAAAAGUCUUGAAACCAGAUACCACGUAUCAGGUUAAAGUACAGGUUCAGUGUCUCAGCAAGGCACACAACACCAAUGACUUCGUGACCCUGAGGACCCCGGAGGGAUUGCCAGAUGCCCCUCGAAAUCUCCAGCUGUCACUCCCCAGGGAAGCAGAAGGUGUGAUUGUAGGCCACUGGGCUCCUCCCAUCCAUACCCAUGGCCUCAUCCGUGAGUACAUUGUAGAAUACAGCAGGAGUGGUUCCAAGAUGUGGGCCUCCCAGAGGGCUGCUAGUAACUUUACAGAAAUCAAGAACUUAUUGGUCAACACUCUAUACACCGUCAGAGUGGCUGCGGUGACUAGUCGUGGAAUAGGAAACUGGAGCGAUUCUAAAUCCAUUACCACCAUAAAAGGAAAAGUGAUCCCACCACCAGAUAUCCACAUUGACAGCUAUGGUGAAAAUUAUCUAAGCUUCACCCUGACCAUGGAGAGUGAUAUCAAGGUGAAUGGCUAUGUGGUGAACCUUUUCUGGGCAUUUGACACCCACAAGCAAGAGAGGAGAACUUUGAACUUCCGAGGAAGCAUAUUGUCACACAAAGUUGGCAAUCUGACAGCUCAUACAUCCUAUGAGAUUUCUGCCUGGGCCAAGACUGACUUGGGGGAUAGCCCUCUGGCAUUUGAGCAUGUUAUGACCAGAGGGGUUCGCCCAUCUGCACCUAGCCUCAAGGCCAAAGCCAUCAACCAGACUGCAGUGGAAUGUACCUGGACCGGCCCCCGGAAUGUGGUUUGUGGUAUUUUCUAUGCCACGUCCUUUCUUGACCUCUAUCGCAACCCAAAGAGCUUGACUACUUCACUCCACAACAAGACGGUCAUUGUCAGUAAGGAUGAGCAGUAUUUGUUUCUGGUCCGUGUAGUGGUACCCUACCAGGGGCCGUCCUCUGACUACGUUGUAGUGAAGAUGAUCCCGGACAGCAGGCUUCCACCCCGUCACCUGCAUGUGGUUCAUACGGGCAAAACCUCCGUGGUCAUAAAGUGGGAAUCACCGUAUGACUCUCCUGACCAGGACUUGUUGUAUGCAAUUGCAGUCAAAGGUCUCAUAAGAAAGACUGACAGGAGCUACAAAGUAAAAUCCCGUAACAGCACUGUGGAAUACACCCUUAACAAGUUGGAGCCUGGCGGGAAAUACCACAUCAUUGUCCAACUGGGGAACAUGAGCAAAGAUUCCAGCAUAAAAAUUACCACAGUUUCAUUAUCAGCACCUGAUGCCUUAAAAAUCAUAACAGAAAAUGACCAUGUUCUUCUGUUUUGGAAAAGCCUGGCUUUAAAGGAAAAGCAUUUUAAUGAAAGCAGGGGCUAUGAGAUACACAUGUUUGAUAGUGCCAUGAAUAUCACAGCUUACCUUGGGAAUACUACUGACAAUUUCUUUAAAAUUUCCAACCUGAAGAUGGGUCAUAAUUACACGUUCACCGUCCAAGCAAGAUGCCUUUUUGGCAGCCAGAUCUGUGGGGAGCCUGCCAUCCUGCUGUACGAUGAGCUAGGGUCUGGUGCAGAUGCAUCUGCAACGCAGGCUGCCAGAUCUACGGAUGUUGCUGCUGUGGUGGUGCCCAUCUUAUUCCUGAUACUGCUGAGCCUGGGGGUGGGGUUUGCCAUCCUGUACACGAAGCACCGGAGGCUGCAGAGCAGCUUCACCGCCUUCGCCAACAGCCACUACAGCUCCAGGCUGGGGUCCGCAAUCUUCUCCUCUGGGGAUGACCUGGGGGAAGAUGAUGAAGAUGCCCCUAUGACAACUGGAUUUUCAGAUGACGACGUCCCCAUGGUGAUAGCCUGAAAGAGCUUUCCUCACUAGAAACCAAAUGGUGUAAAUAUUUUAUUUGAUAAAGAUAGUUGAUGGUUUAUUUUAAAAGAUGCACUUUGAGUUGCAAUAUGUUAUUUUUAUAUGGGCCAAAAACAAAAAAAAAAAAAAAAAAAGGAAAGAAAGGAAUGAAUAAACUUUGUAGUAAUCAACUGUGAACUUCAAACCAGGUUGAUUUUAGUAACCCAAUUGCUUUGAUUUGACAUUAAUGUAGCCUUACAGGGCUGUGCUUGCUGGGCAUGCUUUUACGUCUGUGAGAUAAUUUCGGUUCAGUAAAUUGGCCAAUCUUUUUAUUUUUCUAAGACACAGAAAUGUAUUUAAUAAAAACCUCGAGAGAGUGAUGGGUGGAACCCCUUCUCCUUGAAAGUGUGUACAGAUAUUCCAUUUUGUUUGGAUAUAGUUUAUAGGAAAGUGUGUGGGUGUAUUAUGGGAGAAGGUUUCUUUAUGUUAUUUUGUUAAUUUAUUGGGACUCUGUGUAAGGCCAGGCUUUAGUGGUCAUUAGACACCACAUGUGUUAUGAGCCCCUUACCCAUAGGGUUGGGGGUGGGAAGAGAAGCAUAUUUUUUUGCCAUUCUGGAAGCAAUCCAUUUUUAUUCACUCGUGUGUCAUGUAAUGGUCUUUGGCAGGAGAGAGCACUGAGUCAUUGCUGGAGUUCAGUUCAACAAAGCUGCAGCUUGGGAAGCCCUGUAAGCCCACAGCUUCCUCUCUUAUAUUAAUUGAUGGAAUUUUACUGUAUGUGCCUCUGUACAAGAUGUAGCUUUGAGAGCUACAAAAUGAUAACACUGCUUUAUUACACACUGGUUUCAUUGUCAUUGCAAAAACUUACCCUGGUUGUGGGGGAGAGUUCUAGAUCUGUGCCAUGAUCCAUACACUGGCUAAUAGAGUACAUAAUUUUUCCAUUUUCCAUUUUUUGUUUUUACUUACUACUGAACGAUCUCAAAUGUAAAAUUAUGUAUUUGGUUUGAGAUGGCCACUUAUUGUCUUUAAAAAUCCAUACUGAUAUAUGCAGUCAUUUUGAAUUGGACAGUGCCUUCUCUUUUUUUUUUUUUUCCUCUUCUUCCAUCUCCCUCACCCAUGCCCCCACCCAAUCUAAAGAGACAGUGCUGUACACUCUCAUAGAGAUAGAGAAGAUCUAAAAAGUUGAGACUACUCAAUUCAGUUAACAACAGCAGGAGCACUAGAGUUUGUUCAUUUAUUCUGUCUGUAAAACAAGCUGUGCUUUUUUUCUUCUGCCUUUAAAAUGCCACCCGUGUAUUCAAACCAUGGCCACUUGAUAGUUAUGUAGAAUCCAUCGUGGGCUGAUGCAAGCCCUUUAGGCUUAGUGUUGUAGGCACCAAUGUCGAGCAUCGUUGUGACUUGUACUGUAUGAUUCUCACUGAAGAAUUUCCUUUCAGCCAAGAAGCAGUGAGGUCUGGGAAUAUUCCAAAGUCAUGUCUCUGAAUAUGUGUCCUUGAUAUGCAAGCUUUGUAAAACCCCAUCCCCCCUUAGGUGCGAGGCAUCACCUUCUCACAAGUGUUUAGUUUCUUUUAACCACAAGUAUCAUUCUUGGGUGAUAAUAUAGUUUCAUUCUACUUAGGGAUUGUUUAGAAAACAAAGAAAGAGCCAAUUAAAUUUUUUAGUUUUUGAAAUUUUUAUUUAUAUGUAUACUUAGAUGAGUAUUUUAAGCUGUCGACCUUUAGUUUGCCAUACGGGUAGGACUGUAUUUCAUUUUAACAACUGGUGGUAAUGAUAAGCCGCCUUCUAGUGUAUUUUCUCUUCUUUCCUGUCACUCUCCUUUUUUAAGUUUUUUUUUUUUUUUAAAGACUGGAAUUUUUUUUGGCUUUAUCUUGUCUUACCGUAGAGAUUCGUUCAAAACUCUAAGCCCUACCACCUCCCCUUUAAUAAGCUCUUUAAAUAGUUGAAUCAUUAACAACCUGGUGGGAGGCAAGUCAUUUAAUUGAACCACUAGGAAGUGUAUUUUCUUUUCUUUUUCUGCCAACUUUUUGGUGGCAUUUGUAAAAGCUGAUAUAAAAGGCUCUGAGAUGUUAUUUUCAGUUAUUCCAUAGGCAAGCCUUUUUACAGAGCAUAUGUCUCCAGUUGGCAGCUUGAGAUAUUUCCCAGCAUCCGGUUCUAGCUACCAGUGCCUCCCAAUGCUUAGUGCACAGUACUGUAGACUGGCCAUCACCCCUCUCCUUGGAAAAUGCCACUGUGCUGUUUGAAAAAAAGCAGCCUUUUAGGGCUAGAGUAUUUUAUAUAAACAGAAGAGCUAAGUUCCUGAAGACUAAGCUAGAUAGCUGCAGCUAUAUGUAAAUUGUAUAUUUUUAUGAACUUUUGAAGCACACACUCCUGUUUCCCUCUGUGUAGCUUUGUGGGGAUUUCAUGUAUAUAUGCUGUCUGAAAGAAUCCAGAGGUUGGAGUGCCAAUAGAAAAUGAAAACAAAUGCCUUGUACUACAGGCAGCCUUUGAAGGUGACCAGAUAACUGUCUUCACUGUGACCAAUCGGAGUCCCUGCUUGCUUGUGAAGAAGGGGCUUUUGUACCUUGUUGGAGAUGCCACCUCAGAAGUUCACACUGUGCAGGAAACAGGUUUUAUUCUCUCCUGGCAUACAUUAGAAUGUCAGAUGCUUGCAUCCAUGUGGACCACGAUGGGCCUCUAAAAAUUGGUGGGCAGGGGGUUUGCUUAUGAGUUUUCUCUGGAAACCGAUUUUACUCCUGGAUGUAUUGAAUGCCCCUUGAGCUUUAUGAGAUACGAGUCCACAUGGAUAAAAUGUUAGAGAGUGGAGUUCUACAGAGGAUUCCAGGAAGAGGCCAUGUCUGUGCAGUCCUAGUUCCAGACAGGUGAGAAGCUCCAGGAACUACUGGCUACCUUGACAAGCUGAGUAAAUAGUUAUCAUUCUGGGUAACUGGUUGAAACUCUGACUUUUGGACAAGUAAUUCCUGGGGUUCUGUCUUUGGUAGCAUCACCAGGGAUAUUUGGGUGGGACAGACAGAAGACACCCAGCUGCCUGUUCUCUCCUGCCCAUCAUGUUUGGCCCACUAGAUGAAGCUGUACUCAGCAAUUUAGGGAAUGUAACCCUUCUCAGAACUGGCCAUUUUCAGGGGAAGCUUGGGAGAGCAAUAGUAUGGUGAGCCCCUUAGAGAUGAGCGCCUACUCCUCCUUGGCAAAUGCUGCCUUCAGAUGCUUACCAAGUGGUCACUGCAUCUAGUAAGAUUAUAUUUCCAGUACACUUCCUUAGGGCAGAAACACCAUCCUGUCAGGUUUGGUCAGUCCCUUCUCCAUGAAGGGAGUCAUGGUGAAUUCCUGAAAAUUUUCUUCCUUCUGCAGACAGUUGGAUGAGUCCCUUAGAGAAGGCAUCCAGAGACAUAACCAAACUGAAUAUCAUCCCAUAUUGAUUUUAGGAAUUGACUCUAAAACUCUGUGCAGAAUCUUGUGUUGGGAUUGUAUCUUGACAUUCCUGUUAUGUUAUUUUUCUUAACUGGAGUGUGUGCUGCCUUUCAGGUACAAUUUUUGUGUAAUAAAAGCCAGUGCAUUAAGUUUAUAUAGACUACUUUCUAUGCAAGACUGAGAUAUGGAAUAGAUAGGAAGAGAUAUGUACUGCUGGGUACAUGGACAGUAAGUGUGUCUUCAGAUGGAGUACCAGCACCGAAAAUGGGUUGAGGGAGGAUGGGUUGUAUGUAUGUUUCUGCCCACUAAUUUUGAGCAGCCAUAUUAUGAAUUAAAUCGUCACAGCCAAGUAAUAACCCAAGAAUGGUAUUAGUUUCAUGUGUAAUAGCUCAAAUGGAAUAAGCAUGAAUGCUGGAGUGGACCAUUAUCCUCAAAUAUUCUAUGUCACUUCUCAUUUAAAGACUCUUGUUAUGAACUAUUAGAAACUUUAGGCAAAAUCAAAAGUAUUUGCGGCAAAAUAAAGGCCUAUUCUACUCUUAUUUAAAGUGAAACACUGUAUACUUGUUUCUCUCCAAAGUGAAAUUAAGUAUUUAGAAUUUCAAUUGCCUCGGUAAGUUUCCAAGUCACUGAAAUCUGCUGAAGGUUUUACUGUAUUGUUGCACAACUUUAAGAUAAUUUUUGUCUCAAUGUCAACUUUUUUCACUGAAUAAAAAUUUAACUGGGUCAAGAAAACACCUCUUUGAAAAUC
Gorilla gorilla gorilla (western lowland gorilla) is the source of this 13573-nucleotide messenger RNA. Its product is annotated as sortilin-related receptor-like. NCBI's taxonomy places the organism in Eukaryota, Metazoa, Chordata, Mammalia, Primates, Hominidae. The coding region runs from base 112 to 9438 and encodes 3108 amino acids. The record is from RefSeq and is a predicted model, not a curated record. Gene Ontology annotation, cellular component: Golgi apparatus; membrane. Gene Ontology annotation, biological process: protein retention in Golgi apparatus; protein targeting to lysosome; transmembrane transport. Gene Ontology annotation, molecular function: ATP binding; ATP hydrolysis activity; protein binding. The transcript is spliced from 71 exons.